AUGGACGGCGCGCAUAUCCUUGGAGCCGAGUUUGCCCGCGCUAUCAAUAAAAAGUAUGGCAUCAAACCUAACGACGUGGUAUCAAUUGUAGCCAAGGACAAGGUGACUGAUACCCCCGGCUUCCCUUCUCUGCACCUCCUCAUAACGGAUGGAGCGCUUCUUGAUGUGUCCGAAGUCGCAUCUGGGCUAAUCGGUGGCGUCCCCAUUAUCACUCUGGACAAGGCAGACGGCGAAACCACCACUCUCGAGGAUCUGCUACGGCAAGUACAGCCAGGCGUCGCGACUUUCGACCUGAAUAGUCAUGAGGACGCCGAAGCCCACGACGCCUUCAUCAACCGUACUAGCGGUUCCACCGGCACCAUGAAGUCAGUCCUCAUUUCCCACGGUCAUUACAUUGCAGCUCUCGAGGGGACCCUACGGACAAUACCCAGCAGCACCGACCCUUCGAAAGAUGUAUGGUUGGCCAGCUCUUCCCUGGGAUACCUGAUAAACGCCAAGCUCUUCAUGUCGCUCAAUAUCCUCCUCGGUAUCCCCGUAGUCCUAAUGCCAGAACCGCUUGACGAGACAUCCGCGUCAAUCAUCAAGCGGCAUCUGAUCACAUUCAUUCUUAUCUUCCCGCCCCUGGUAGCCAAGCUUGCCAAAUCAAACCUGGACCCGGAAGACGUAAGUAGCAUCAAAUGGCUUCUUUCAGCCGGCGCCGUCGUCCCAGAGAACCUCCGUCGGGCCAUCUCGACCAAAUUCCCCACUGUCGAGCUAACUCUCGAGUGGGGGACGACGGAGACGAUGCUCAUUGCCAUCCAGAUCAGUGACGCAGUCUCCCGCCGACCCGGGUCUAGCGGGACUCUAGUCAACGGCAUGCAAGCGCGCGUAAUCAGCACGCAGACGGGGCAGGACCUGGGACCCAAUGAGCCCGGGGAGAUUCUCGUGCGCAACUCGCUCGCUCGUUUCCGAGGCUACAAGGACAACGUGGAGGCGAACCGGGAGUUCGACGAAGAUGGCUGGUUCCAUACCGGCGACUACGGCUACAUCGACGAGGACUGCAACGUUUAUAUUGUCGACCGGCUCAAGGAGCUCCUCCGCGUUGGGGAUGGCUACGGAAGUCGCAUCAGCGCCUCGGAGCUCGAAAAUAUCAUCUUUGAACAUCCCGCCGUACACACGGUGGUGGUUGUCGGUAUCUGGGAUGAUAUUUCGGCUACUGAGCUUCCCACGGCGUUUGUCGUGCCCCAACACCAAUAUCUUGAUCGUCCUGGCAGUGACCUAGCGAGGGAGAUCGAACAAUUUGUUGCUACCAAGCUGACGGGGCUGAAGAGCUUGACUGGCGGGGUUUAUUUUGUCGAUUCUCACCCAACGACAGGUUUCAAGAUUAACCGUCGUGCCCUGAAAACACUCAAUAGGGACCCCGUCUCGAGGCGGGUGGUGUGGGAAGAUGAACUGAACAAAGUUGGGUGUUUUGUGCCGCAGGGCGGCACCGGCGAUGGGUCUGUUACGCCUAUCGUUCUGCCAGCAGGACAGCUCAUCACAUCCUAA
Molecule: messenger RNA, 1527 nt
Organism: Scedosporium apiospermum
Lineage: Eukaryota; Fungi; Ascomycota; Sordariomycetes; Microascales; Microascaceae
Product: AMP-binding enzyme domain protein
Exons: 3
Coding region: 1-1527 (508 amino acids)
Biological process (GO): secondary metabolic process
Molecular function (GO): CoA-ligase activity
Source: RefSeq, a predicted model, not a curated record